Messenger RNA from Aplosporella prunicola CBS 121167, 2862 nucleotides. RefSeq lists its product as uncharacterized. The record is from RefSeq and is a predicted model, not a curated record. Lineage: Eukaryota; Fungi; Ascomycota; Dothideomycetes; Botryosphaeriales; Aplosporellaceae. The transcript has 3 exons. Gene Ontology annotation, molecular function: ATP binding; ATP hydrolysis activity. Bases 1 to 2862 code for a protein of 953 amino acids.
AUGGACAACGCGCGCGACGACCAGACCGGCCAGGCCGACAACCUUGCCGUGUCACAGCCCGCAGACGCCUCCGUCGAUCUCACUUUAGCCGCAGACAAUAAUCAAAAGUCGCCAAACAAGCCGAAAAAGCCCAAGGCUUCAUGCAAGAAGCACAAACCGGCGAAGCGCUCCAAGAAGGGUAAGCGAGCAGUCGCUUCAGAAUCCGACUCUGACGACAGCUCAUCCGAGAGCAACGACUCGCUCUCUAGUGACAGCUCCGAGAGCAGCUCGUCGGGCGAAGAACUGGCACGCAAAAGGUCCAGCAAAAGGGCCCAGAAGCUUCGUAAAAUGAAAGCAAAGGCAAAAAAGUACAAGAAGAAGCCAAAAAAGUAUGAGACUUCCUCUGACGAAUGUUCCUCCGAUUCCUCCGACAGCUCCUCCAGCUCUGAAUCCGAGGAAGACACUCACUCCCGCCGCCACCGGAAGAAGUCCCGGAAGGUUGUAGAGUUGGAGAGUGGCGAUGAGUCGGAAGAAGAGAUCGAAGACGACGCAGUCGCGAAGCAAGACCAGUUGUUGCAGCUUCUGCUAGAGCAACAGAGCCUACAGAAACGCAUCCUUCAACUAAUGCCAGGCCUUCCACUCAGCACAAGGCAGCUACCACCCCUUGAUGAUAUAAUUCCGCCUCCGGAAGUAGGACGGAAGAAGAAAAAGGGAGAGGGGAAGAAGUCUUCAAAGAAAGCACUUGGCAAGCGUGGCAGUACGGUGGGAUUCAAGCGUGUCGAUGAACUUUGGGACAGUACAAUCCACAACUACAAGCUCACGGAGAGCGCAGAGGACCCAGUAGACGAAUUUGAUGCGUAUGUCUUCACCGUGCGAAGAAAGUUCGAUUGGGAGAACAAGUACCGCAACACUGUUGUAGACAUCAAGUCCAAGCUUCUACGCGAGGCGCUACAAGAAAUCAUGAAGGACGUCAAGGGAGUGUCUUUAGUGGAGGAGCAACCUUGCAUCGAUCCUAAUUUGCUUUUUCUUUACCUCGAAGAGCUCCGCACCCACGCCAAGAAAACACUGAAGGCGAGAGCUAAGAAGGAAAAGAAAAAGAAGAGUAGGAAAAGGAUAAACCUGAUGAUCGCACACUGCAAGGUCAUGGUUCGCUUCCUCGAUGAAGAUUACGAUGAGACAAAGAAGACUCUAUAUCCCAUGCUGAACGCUGGAAACAUCACUUUUGAUCUCUUAUGGGCACUUUUCAAGCCAAACACCGUGGCAUAUACCACAACUUACGGCUCUGUCGAGAACCCUCGUUGCUUCAAAGUCGACUACGCUACGAAGGAAAGCUCAUUCAUUCGUGGUGACUGGUACUGUAUCGAAGGCCGCUACCUGGAGUAUGACGGAAAGAAUUAUGGACUGGGUGACUUUGAGAUCAAUGUCGAGUCCUUCAAGGGCCCUCGAAAGAUCACUAGCCUGGCCACUUACCCUCUUCAUUACCACAAAGACUGUGAAACGCUCAAAAAACAGCUGAUAGAAAGGGGCAAGACAUUCGUAACCAUGACAGGAAUGAACUACAAGUUCCACAAGGGCCUUGCUUUCGAGAAAAGGAAGAAGAUGGUCGCAAAGCACAACGUCAAUGGUCGCGUCAUGAUUGAUCCCGCUAUCUUUCGACGCAUCAAUCCGAACUAUCCGAUUUCACUGAUUAAACCCAAGGACCAGGAUGCGCUCUAUGAUAUCGUUUCAUGUUGCGAUUGUAGCGACGCGGAGUCGGACGACGAAGACGGUCCCGGAUGCCCACAGAAUCCAGCUGCGGAGGGGCAUGAAGAGCGAGAAAAGACCAAGCUCAAAGUCAUUUAUGACGAAGUAAAAAAGGAACAUCAUGUCUUGGAAGUUCCAGUGGAUGAAGAUGGCGACGAAAUCAAGGUCGAAAAACUUGAUAAGCUGGGCGAGAAUACCAACGGAGAGGACGCUGAAGGAACGGAAAAAGUACAGGAGUUCACUGAAGAAGAGCUUCUAAUUGCAUCGCCGGUGGUACUGGGCUUUGCUUUCUCCGAGAAGCGCUGGAUGGAGUUCUCUAUUUCCGGCCUUCAAGACAUCAAGUGGAACGAUGAAGCCUUCACUUCCUUGGUCCUCCAAAAAGAUCGAAAGUCUAUCGUCAAAGCCAUGGUAUCCAGUCACAAGUUCCACGCUGCUCAGACUAUUGACGACGUGGUCCAAGGCAAAGGGCGUGGAAUGGUCUUUGUCCUCCAUGGGCCUCCCGGUGUGGGCAAGACACUGACUGCUGAAGGUAUCGCUGACUACCUAAAGUGCCCGUUGUACGCCGUCAGCGCGGGAGAGCUCGGAACCGAAUCGUGGCGCUUGGAGCAAGAAUUGCAAAAGAUCAUGGAUAUUGCGCACUCUUGGGGUGCAGUUCUCUUGCUUGACGAAGCGGACGUCUUUCUCGAGAAGCGCCAGGUCCACGACAUCCACCGCAAUGCACUAGUGUCGAUUUUCCUGCGUCUGUUGGAGUACUUCCAGGGCAUUCUGUUCCUGACGACAAACCGAGUCGAGACGUUCGACGAUGCGUUUCAAUCGCGCACGCACAUUGGUCUGCGCUACGAGGAGCUUUCUACGCAGGCGAAGCGGGAUAUCUGGCGGAUGUUCUUAAGGAAAGUACACGAGAUGGACGGGACAGCUACGGUGGACUUCAAGCCUUCGGACUAUGACACUUUGGCCCGUAAUCCACUCAACGGCCGACAGAUCAAGAAUGCUGUGCGCACCGCGCAGGCGCUGGCGAUCCACCAGGGCGAGAAGCUGAGCAUGACGCACAUCAAGGCAGUGCUUGAUGUUGCGGAGGACUUUGAGCGUGACCUCAAGGGUGGGACGGGCUACAUCGAUGCGAUGCGGAGCUAUACUUAA